This is a messenger RNA of Anarrhichthys ocellatus (wolf-eel), 2586 nucleotides long. RefSeq names its product collagen alpha-1(VII) chain-like. NCBI's taxonomy places the organism in Eukaryota, Metazoa, Chordata, Actinopteri, Perciformes, Anarhichadidae. Gene Ontology annotation, molecular function: serine-type endopeptidase inhibitor activity. Gene Ontology annotation, cellular component: extracellular matrix. The transcript has 28 exons. The coding region runs from base 86 to 2053 and encodes 655 amino acids. The record is from RefSeq and is a predicted model, not a curated record.
UCUUUCCAGUAAGGUAUUAUUGAUAUGGGUCUUAAAAGAAUCCACAGUCAAUAGCUCUUAUUUUCACAUCUGACAUUUGUCUUUCAUGCAGGGGUCACAGGGAUCUUCAGGGCCAAAAGGAGAUAAGGGAGAGAAGGGCAUCGGACAGCUAGGUCCUCCUGGUCGGGUUGGGCCUCAAGGCUUAAAGGGAGAUCCAGGCCUUCCUGGUUCAGCUGGUCCUCCAGGGCUACAGGGGAAGUCAGGUGAUGCUGGACAGCCUGGCCUGAGAGGAGAAACUGGACAACUAGGACCUGCUGGACCACAAGGGGAGAGGGGUCUCCAGGGCUUUGCAGGCCGUGCAGGAAAUGUCGGACCCCCUGGUCCCGCUGGUCCUCCUGGACAGGCAGGCUCUCCUGGUACCAACGGGUUCAAAGGGGACAAGGGGGAGGUUGGUGUCGGAAUCCCUGGUCCCAGAGGAGAGAGAGGAGAAUCAGGGCUGAGAGGAGAGGAGGGCCGGGCUGGCUUGGAUGGGGAGAGAGGGCCAACGGGUUCACCAGGGAAUCGUGGUGCUUGGGGAGAGAAGGGGGACAUCGGGCUGCAAGGUGACAAAGGAGAGAAGGGGGACACUGUGCUGGUGGGAGGACCUGCUGGAGAACAUGGCAACAAAGGAGAAACAGGUGACAGGGGACCCAAAGGUGUGCUGGGGGAAAAAGGGGUGAAAGGUCAAGAGGGCCCUCUGGGGGAGCAGGGUCUGCGGGGAGAGCCGGGAGAAAGAGGAUCCAUUGGAUUCCCGGGUGCCCGUGGCCCUGGUGGACAAAAGGGAGAAGCCGGCCAACCUGGAGUACCUGGUGAAUCGGGUUUCCGAGGAAAAGACGGGAUGCCAGGGCAGACGGGGGAGAAGGGAGAGCUUGGUGUUGUAGGAAUGAGAGGAAUCAAGGGUGACCGAGGACCCAAGGGGGCUUGUGGAAGUGAUGGACCAAAAGGAGACAAGGGGGAUGGUGGUAUUCAUGGAAGAUCAGGCCUACCUGGAAGAAAAGGGGAACAGGGGGAACUUGGACCUUCUGGGGCCCCAGGGACCCCUGGAAAAGAGGGACUAGUCGGUGCCAAGGGUGACCGUGGAUUUGACGGCCUUGCAGGACCCAAAGGAACUCAGGGAGAGAAAGGUGAAAGGGGUCCGUCUGGCGUACCUGGUCCUCCUGGCCCCAGAGGAGUGGAUGGGGUCUCGGGCCUGAGUGGCACUCAGGGCCCAGCUGGUGCUAAAGGCCCAGAGGGGCUCCAGGGACAGAAGGGAGAGAGAGGUCCAAUCGGUCCCGCCGUGGUUGGUCCACGCGGUAUCCCAGGGAUCUCGGGGGAGCGAGGAGAAGCGGGAGAAUUCGGACCAGAUGGAGCCAAGGGAGACAGAGGAGAGCCAGGCAUGACGGAGUAUGAGGUCAGGGCGUACGUUCGCACAGAGAUGAGUCAGCACUGUGCGUGUGGAGGUUCAGGCCCAGUAAAUCGUUCCCAGCCCCCGGUCAGGUCUCGGCCUGCACCAGAGCAACAACUGGUCGUGAAGGGUGAGGAGGGCCGUGAGCUGCAUGUGGUGGUAAACACCAACGACCCAGACUACGAGCACAUCUACUCCGUCGAGGCCUACGACAACCCCUUGGAGGAGCUGCUCUACUUCACUCCCACUGCCAACCAGAACGAUGGUGAGGUUGUCAAGGAUGAAACUGACAAAACAGUCAAAGUUGAACCAAACAAAUCAGCCACAGCUGAUGUUAAGAAAACAGCAAGAGCUGAUGGUCAGAAAGAAGCCAAAGUUACAUCUCUGAAAGCAGUCAAGUCCAGAUCAGUCAGAAUCAAGAGGAGAGUCAAAGGGGAAGCUCCAGCUGACUUGUGCCUGCUGCCCAUGGAGGAGGGGAACUGUGGACGAUACACUCUGCGCUGGUACUUUAAUAGUCAGGUUGAGGCCUGCAGGCCCUUCAUCUACAGCGGCUGUGAAGGAAACGACAACCGCUUCCUCCACCUGGAGGAGUGUGAGGAGCUCUGCCUUGGGGAGGCGGAAGGUCCUCGUCCCUUGAAGACAUCACGAUGAUUGAGGACAAAUCUUCCUUAUCGUUAUUUUGUCAACUGUCAAUUUUCAAGAUUUGUUUUUGUUUAUUUAUUGUUUCUGUAAACCCAAUCAAAAUUCACCAGUGUCUCCUUGCUUUAUGUUCUCCUAACCAUGCAAAAGACAGACAAAAUAGUUUUGGUUAUGUUAGUACAGUACGUAAAAAACACUUAUUUUUGUGCAGUAGUACAUUUGCACACUUAAGAAGAGUGUCUUUGCUCUCAUCCGUACCUUCAGUACCUUUAUUUGUUUCGUGUUGCACACAAAUGAUAAGACUUCCGUCUGUAUACAGAAAGGAAGUGAAAAAACUAUCUGACUCACACUACAGUGUAAUGCGAUAGCCUUAAGUAAAUACCAAUAUGGUGAAGCUCAUGAUGUUUGUUUUUUUACUCUGUGGUUAUUUUCGAGGCUGUAGUUUGUAGUAUAGUUCAGUUAUUAUGUGUUUACCAGUGGCGGGCCAUGCAUUUUCUACCUGGGCCUUCACUGCUGUCCUGCAGCUAAAACACAGCUACGGUUAU